Nelumbo nucifera (sacred lotus) is the source of this 2953-nucleotide messenger RNA. RefSeq lists its product as uncharacterized. Gene Ontology annotation, cellular component: nucleus. Lineage: Eukaryota; Viridiplantae; Streptophyta; Magnoliopsida; Proteales; Nelumbonaceae. The record is from RefSeq and is a predicted model, not a curated record.
GAAGAUCUCGAUCAAUCUAUUUAUCGGCGAUUCCAAAUUCGAAAGUUCUGUUGAGUUAUUUGGUGCAAUCGUUCUAAUCCAACCUGCGCAGGAGGAGAAAGAUGGCAGAUCAGGAGCAGUUGUACAGAACCAGCGAGGCUGAAGACCAAGCUCAGGAGGAAAUGGAUCACCAGAUGAUGAAAGAAAGAGAGACCCAAGAGGACAUGAAGGACAAGGCUUACGAAGCCCAGGAUACACAAGAGAAUGCCCAAGUUGUAGGAGGUCAUACCCAAGAAAUCAAUAAGGAUCCAAAGGAGAAGAUGGAUGAAAUAGAAGAAAAUAAAGAGUUGAUGAGCAUCCAAACUACUGAAGACCCUCACCAAGAGAUAAUUGACCAAACAAAAAGUCAUUUCGAUGACACCAUCGACAAGCCAAAAGACAAUAACAUAUCAGAGAGUGCACAAAGUUUUGACGAUCAUUCUGUGGAGAAGAUGGAUGAGCCAAACAACAAAGCAUCGAAGACUGUCCAAGUUCUUGAAGGCCACGAGGCAUCAAAUGUUCAAUUUUUCAAUGAGCCAGAAAGUAAAGAAUCAUCAAUUGUUGUCCCAGUUGUUGAAGACCACCCCCAAGAGAGUAAAGAUGACCAAAUAAAAAUGGAAGAACCAAAAGACAAGACAUCAGAGAUUGUUGGAGCUCUUGAAGGUUAUACUCAAGAGACCGAAGACCCGAUUGAUGAGCCAGAAGACAAAGUAUCAGACACUAUUCAAGUUGUUGAAGGCCAUCCCCAAGAGACUAAAGACCAAAUAGAUCAAACAGGUGAGGCAUCAGACAUGGUUCAAGCUCUCGAAGGUCACCCCCAAGAGAUAAAAGACCAAACAGAGAGUUAUUUUGAGAAACAAUCUGAUGAUUAUUUCGAAGAUAGUAAUCUUGAGGACAAGUCAAACGAGUCAAAUAACAAGAUGAACAAGCCAAAAGAUGAUGCAUCCCAGAUUGCUCAAGCUCUCCAAAGUCAUCCCCAAGAUCAAAUUGAUAAAAAUGAGGCGUCAGACAUUAUUCAAGCUCUCGAAGGUUACCCCGAAGAGAUUAAAGACCAAAUAGAGAAUUAUUUUGAGAGACAAGCAGAUGAUUCUUUUGAUGAUAGUAAUCUUGAGGACAACGCAAAUAGAUUAACAAUGGAUAAAGUAGAGAAUAUUGAUGCAGAGAAGGACAAGGCGUUGGAGACUACACAAGCGGCAAAGAAUGAGGCAUUGGAUGCUACCCAAGUUAUUGAAGGCCAUGCCCAAGAGACCAAUGAUCAAACAAAGAAUUAUCUAAAAGAGAAUAGGAACGAGCUAGAAGAUUGUGAAGCAUUGGAGACUAUCCAAAUUACGGGAAGCCAACCUCAUGGCAAGGCAUUUGGUACUACCAAAGCUGCAAUAGGUCGAAUUCGAGAAAUUAAUGACCAAAUGGAUAGUUAUCUCAAGGACAAGGUGUUGGAUACUGCCCAAGCUAAAAGAACCUAUGCACAAGAGGCUAAAGACCAAAUUGGCAAUGAAAAGGGUGAACUAUUAGACACAGUUAAAGAGGCAAAUGAAAAAGGGUUACAAAAUAACCAAAAUGUCAGAGGUAAUGCUCAAAAGGUUCAUAUGAGCAAUCUUUUCAAGGAGGAAAUGGAUAAGUCUAAAGAUAAGGCACAAGAGAGUGCUCUGACUAUGAAAGGCAAUCUCCAAGAGACAAAUGACCGAAUAGAUAGUUAUGACAAGAUGAACUCAACAAAAGACAAGGCAUUGGAUAUUGCCCAAGCUACACUAGGCUACACCCAUGAAGCUAAGGACCAAACAAGCAAAUAUUUUAAGGAUAAAAUGGGUGUUACAAAUGAAAAGGUACAAGAGAUCACCCAAACUGUUGAGAACAAAGACCAAAUGAGUAGUUAUCUUAAGAGUAAGAUGGAUGCCACAAAGGGUAGGGAUUCAAAGAUUGCCAAAAUUGCUAAAGAUCUUGACCAAGAAACCAAGGAUCAAAUGGUCAACUAUCUCAAGGAAAAUAUGGACAUAGCGAAGGAUAAAGAAUCAAAGAUUGCCCAAGAUGCUAAAGAUAUUACUCAAGUUACCCAAGAGCAAUUUGGUAGCUAUCACAAGGACAAAGCAAACAUAGAAACGGACCAAGCUACCAGAGGUUAUGUCGAAGUGGCUAAGGACCAAAGGGGAAGUUAUCACAAGGACAAGACAUGGGGCGAAACUACUCAAGUUGCUGGAGAUUAUUCUCAACCAAUCAAGAACCAAACAAGUAGUUAUCUCAUGGACAAGAGAGACACUACCAAUGAUAAGGCAAACAGGUUGAAUAUGACAAAAGACAAGGUAUUAGAAACCUCUCAAGCCAUUAGAGGCCGUGCCCAAGAAAACAAAGAGCAAAGAAUAAAUCUUCUUAAGGACAACAUAGAUGCAUCAAAGAAGUUAAAUGUGGAUAUCAAAGGUCGUACCAAAGAGACAAAGGGUCAAAGAGGUAACUAUCUUAAUGAGAAUGAGAAGAAUGGUGCAAGAAAAGACAAGGCAUCAGAAACUGUUCAACCUACACAAGACACUACCAAUUCAGAUAAAGAGAAGAGAGGAAAUUUUUUCCAAGAAAGGGCUGAGGAAGUCAAGGGGAAGGCGUUGGAGGCUGCCCAAUUUGUUCAAGGCACAACACAAGCAGGCAUGGAGAUGACGGGUGGUUUUCUACAGCAGACAAACGAUCAAGUGAAGAGCUUGGCCCAAGGUGCUGCUAAUGCAAUGAGGGAAACACUUGGUAUGGAUGACAAAAAUGAAGAUGGAACAACUACUUACAAGGACUAGUUGAUAUGCAACUACUUUAGUGAUCAGUGCCUCAUUUGUUGUGUUGGAAGUGUUAUCCAGGGGCUGCUUUGUUUUCAAUGUUUUAGGCAAGUUGGUUGAAGUUUGUGUGUAAGUGGAGUCAUUUGGUGUAAUUAAAUAGUUUGAAAACUAUGUUAUGGCCAAAA